Macrosiphum euphorbiae (potato aphid) is the source of this 1863-nucleotide messenger RNA. The record is from the annotation of a GenBank genome assembly. Lineage: Eukaryota; Metazoa; Arthropoda; Insecta; Hemiptera; Aphididae.
AUGAACAUCCAUGAUUGGUUGAGGAUUCCACUCAUAUUCAUUAUGGACGAACUCUUCAAAACUAGUUUUGGGUUCCCAGAAUUUGCAGAUAUGGUAUUCCCAGCAAGUAAUGACUUAGUAAAUAGCACACUCAGUCAGAUUGAGAUCGGCAAGUCCACACAAUAUUACAAGGGCAUAUUUCUAUCCUUCAUCAAAAUAAUAGUAAACUGUUUGAUAUUUUGUUCAUUGUCAUGUUCAUUUGUUUUACCUGCCAGAUACUUAUAUAUGGUGUACCUUCAUCUAUUUUCUGUCUGUAUUUUACUUCUUUCUUAUCGGGAAAACAAAACACUGGAAGUUGUAUACGGAAAAUAUGAAAACUUAGAAACUAACCCGUUUAAUAAAGAUAUACCAUGGAAUGUAGAUGGAUUUUUAUAUCUUUUUACAGAAUUACAAGUCGAACAUUUCCUAUACCUUUUAUUCCUCAAUUUAAUCCUACAGUGUUUUCUAUCAUUAUUAUUUUACUUUCUACAAAACUUUACUACAAAUCAACCAAUCCAUAAGGCUUUCAGCUUUAGCUUUGCUAUUCCUACUUUAACCAUUGCAUUUUUACCCGGUACAUGGAUACAUGGAUUUUUGAAUACAGUAACUGUAUUAUCAACAUUAUUGCCAUUGUUUAUGAUGCUGAAAACAUUAUGGUUGGAUCUAUUUACAAUUACAAAUUUAAUUCGUAAUAAAUUUAGCCGUAUACGAGUGACCAUCAAUAAUUUAGGAAUAAACAAUUUGUUUGGGAAUGUGAUUGAGGUUCUGGGAUUGGAAUGGAAUCGUCUCAACAUUUCAUGUGUUCUACGAAUGUUUUGGGCAUUAAGAGUACUAAAACAAAUUCUAUACCUGAUAACAGAUAUAGAAAUACAAAAUGAAACUUUGCUUAGUGUUGUGAAAAAUGUGUUAAUUAAAGGGUGCAACACAUUUACAGCAGUUUUAGGAAUGGCAAGUUCUAUUUCAUACUUUUGCCAUUAUAUAGGAGCAUUCCUCCAAUGGGUGCUGUUAACUGAUGUGAAUAGCACAAGGAUUGGAACAGUUUCUGCAGUAUUAUUUUAUAAACUAGCUUUGGAGACUGGACUAACAGGUUUAGAUCCAGAAAAGCGCUUUAUAAGACUCUAUCGUAAUGUUUGUUUACUUUGUGCUGCCCUACUGCAUUACAUCCAUAAUAUGGUUAAUCCAGUAUUAAUGUCUUUGAGUGCUUCUCAUAACCCUUCACUUAAUAGACAUAUAAGAGCUCUUUUAGUGUGUGGAUUUCUCAUAGUGUUUCCUAUCACUAUGUUGACUUACUUUUGGUCUCACCAUUCAGUUAGUACAUGGCUACUGGCAGUUUCAUCAUUCAAUAUUGAAAUCAUUAUAAAAGUGUUGGUAUCAUUAGCUGUCUAUUCAUUGUUCUUAAUUGAUGCUUAUCGCACAACUUUUUGGGAAAAAUUAGAUGAUUAUGUAUACUAUAUCAAAUCAUUUGGCAAUACGGUGGAAUUCUGUUUUGGAAUAUUUCUUUUUCUGAAUGGUGUUUAUAGUAUCGCUUUUGUGUCUGGUGGUGCAGUCCGUGCAUCCAUGAUGGUUAUACAUGUAUAUUUCAGAAUAUGGUGUGCCGCUAGGAAUGGAUGGAGAGUAUUUAUUAAACGCCGUACAGCUGUGAAAAAAAUUGAAUCCUUACCUGCAGCAACUAGCUUUCAAUUGUCUAAUUUAGAUGAUGUCUGUGCCAUAUGUUAUCAAAAUAUGGGAUCAGCAAAAAUUACUAAAUGUAAUCAUUAUUUCCACGGUGUAUGUCUGCGUAAAUGGCUCUAUAUUCAGGAUCGAUGCCCAUUGUGCCAUUAUAUGUUGUUCAAGGCGGAAAAGUAA